AAAAUCCACGUUGUGUAAUGUGGCCUCAUUCCACUCCUUCCAUUUAUACAGUAUUCAGAUAACAUUAAUAUGGCUCAGUGUAGCUCUUCAAACCACAAGGUGGGGGUGUAGAUUAUAAAUUAGCAGUCGUGUAGUAAAAGACACGCCUCCACAACCCUCCAGUAUUACCCUCCACCCACUUUCCUUUCUGUUCCCAAUAAUGCACACUUAGUAAUCAUCUUUCAGAUGGCAAAUCCAACUUGUUCUUUCUCUUUUAGCACCUUUAAACAUGCUGAUGUUAUAGUUUUCUGCCCACAAACACGCACUCACACUGCAUUGCAUCUUGUUUGUGUUUAUGUGUGUGUGCGUGUAAGACUACAGCAUGUUUGCCCAUCUUUGUAUUAGCCUGCUGAUUGUGUUAUUAGACUGCUCAGUUUAUGUGGUUAAUCCUUAGAUCAUCCUCCGUUCAUCCACUCAUCCUCUCAUGUUCUGCCCGUAAUCUCCUCAUCCCUCGCACUCCGUGGUGCCCGACAACCUCCGGCUGCUUAUCUGCACUUUAUCUGUCUUCACUUGAAUGCUUUUAUUUGCCCCAGUAUGAGAAUGGGCUUUUUUUUUUAGUACAGCUAAGUGGGUAUUGCAGAAGCCUGGAAGUCAAACAGACAGUUUUGAUUUCACUCUUAAUCUUACUUUUGAUGAUGAUGUUUUAAACUUUCGGCUUGUCUGAACAGCCUCUUGUUGGGAUCGAAAGAAGUCAUUCAAGGACUGCUUGGGGGCUUGGAGGUGUGAUUUGGCCUCUGACCAGGAGGGGGGAAAAAUGACAGAGAGGAAGAAAACAAUGCAGGGCAGCGGAGGCUUCGACAACACUGAGGUGCUAAACUGUCAGCAGCAGUGUGAGAAUGAUGUGAUCAAAGACUCCUGGAAGGAAGAGCCUGGAGAGUAGCAGAAGCCCCAAGUGUGAAGGGGAAGACAAGCUCUUUGCAGAUGGAGUGUGAAACUUGGCAGGCUGUCUAUUGAAGUAGUUUUCAAACUUUUUUUAUAUAAAGUAAAAUCAUCAGGUAAUGGCUUGGCAUGGUAUUUGUCACCCGGUGCGCAAACCUGUGCCGCGCUGGAGUUCUGCAUUUGAGCAAAGGAUUCACGUGCAGUGUGCUGUGCUGAAGAUUAAUGCCACUUCAUUACUCGUGUAGUCGAUGGUCGUUAUUCAAGAAACGAUGGCGAUUUGUUCGGCGGGUGCUGGCAUCUUUUCUUGCAUCUUUGAUGAGCCUUCCUGCUCAGGGCGUGUUUGGUGCCCCCAGUGGUGUCGUUUUCUUCUGAGAAAAAUCUGCUCAAUGCUUCAAUAUGUUUAGCUGUAAUGAUGCUAUCUUUAGCUCUCUGCUGGACGCGGAUUACCGUGGGGGUUUGGGAGCUGAAACCAGGUUGAUACAUAUUUUUAAAAAUGCAGCGAGCGCGAAGCCAAAACAAUGAUCUAAAAGGUGCUAAAAUGCUCUGUAAACCUAAGGGGAGCUGCAGAGCUUACACCGCUGUGGCUUCAUCCUCCUUGUUUUUAUAGAAAUAUCGUCCGGCACAGCUUUAAGUUGAAUGUGAUAACAGCCAGACUUGGGCCAUGUUGGCUUGGCGGUGUUAUGAAAAACGCUGCUCGGUAUGACCUAGUAUCGUUGCAGUCGUGACUUUUGCAGGAAAAAAAUGACUGAUGUGUAAAAUUACCGGCUCAUUUGCGUAACAAGGUGCGUGUCUGAGAGAGAGAGAGAGAGAGAGAAGAAAAGACGUCUAUUGCUCUCUCCCAGUGGUGCCAGCAGCCCCAGUUAACUCACCUACAUGGAGAAAGAGAAUAGAAGGAGAGAGAGAGAGUGAGGAGAGGAGAGGAGGACUGCGACAUGAGAGGAAAGCAGAGGGGAGGGGAAAGUUUGCAGGUGUGACAGAGGCAGAGAAGUAGGAAGGGGGAGGCGUUAGGCUAUCUGGGUGAGAUAGGAGGAGAGGAGGAGGACCGGAGAAGAGACAGAAGAGAUGAGCAGGCAAGGGCACAGCAGCAAAACAGAAGGCUGGGGGUAGAGGGAAAGCAAAGGAGCGAGUGGGAGAGGGAAAGAAAAGACUGAGUGGGAGUCGGGGAGAGAGAGAGAGAGAGAGAUAGAUAGAGGGGAAGGGGGGGUUGAAAGAAAAGAAAAGCAAGCAAGUAAGCAAGUGAGGGAGAGUGACAGGGACAGAAGCCAGGAGAGGAGGAGGAGGAGGUGGGGAGGGGAUUGGCAGGGCAGACAGAGCGAGCGGGGGCAGAGAGAGGGAGAUUUUGAAUCUGUGAGACAGACAAGAGAGACUGAGCUGGUGAGGUGACACAGGCUCGGCGAGGGAGAGAAAGCGAGGCAGCGUGAGAAGAGGAAAGGAGAGAGAGGAGAGAGGAGCGACGACAGUUUGAGUUGUUGCACAGAAUACGAUGAUGGGACUGUACUAUCCUAACGUGCUGUCGGGUUCUCAGGAUAGUGCUGGCGGUCAGGAGGGACUCGUCCCCCCACCUUUCUCUGCCUUCCCGCCUCCUCCACCACCGCCCCCCCAGAACGGCCUGGCCCUGGAUUACGGGGGCAGCCUGUAUGCUGCAGGGGCCGUCCAGGGUCCCGUGGAAGCCGGCGGAGCAGCGAAUAGCGCAGCCAACGCCGCUAACAGCCUCAGUGCCCAACAGUCAGAUGGGUCCUCCCAGAUUGACGGCCAGUCUGGGGUUGGCUCGGGAGGUGGAGGCGGCGGGGGGAACGCCGGAGACGAUUCGGACUCCAAGGCCACCCCCAAACGCCUUCACGUAUCUAACAUCCCCUUCCGCUUCCGAGACCCUGACCUACGGCAGAUGUUUGGGCAAUUUGGCAAAAUCCUUGAUGUGGAGAUCAUUUUUAACGAGAGGGGAUCGAAGGGCUUCGGUUUUGUUACGUUUGAGUCGAGCGCAGAUGCAGAGAGGGCCAGAGAGAAGCUCCACGGCACGCUGGUGGAAGGACGUAAAAUCGAGGUUAAUAACGCCACAGCCAGAGUGAUGACAAACAAGAAGAUGACCACGCCGUACUCGAACGGAGAGGGCCUUGCGGCACUGCCAUAUGCUGGAUGGAAGCUGAGUCCUAUGGUUGGAGGCAUUUACAGUCCUGAGCUCUAUACAGUACCAGGGUUUCCGUACCCAGCAGCAGCAGCAGCAGCAGCUGCCUCGACCGCUGCAACCUUUCGAGGCGCUCACCUCCGAGGUCGUGCUCGGCCAGUCUACAGCGCAGUCAGGGCCGCUGUCCCACAGCCUGCCAUCCCCACCUAUCCUGGUGUGAUGGCCUAUCAGGAUGGUUUUUACGGUGCAGCUGAUCUCUAUGGUGGCUAUGCAGCGUAUCGAUACGCCCAGCCGGCUGCAGUAGCAACGCCUGCGGCGGCAGCAGCUGCAGCGGCAGCUUACAGUGACAGUUAUGGACGAGUUUACACGGCAGAUCCCUACCACGCUGCACUUGCCCCAGCUGCCUACGGCGUUGGAGCCAUGGCUACGCUGUACAGGGGAGGCUACAGUAGAUUUGCUCCCUACUAAAGACACUACAUUUCCCAGGAGCUCCUCUCUUCCAUUGAAUUACUUUGAAAGAGCUCCCCCUGUUGUCACGGAGGUGGACUGCACCCAGUUUUAAAACGUGGACUUGACCACAAAGAAGAUAUUUCAGAUCCCACCCCAGAGCAGUCCCACGUUUUCUUAUAUACGCUACUACAGAAAUAGAGGAAUGCUGUAUUAAAGACUGAAGGAUGGCCUUAAUGUUAAAAAAAAAAAGAAGAAGAAGAAGAGAAAAAAAUAAGACUUAAGAUGGCCUCCUUCCCUAUUGCACGGCUGUAUUAUAGUCUCCCCUUCUUAUUCCCUCUGCACUCAGCAGCACAAGAUUUGGGACAGAGCCCAGAUGUUCUUCCAAAGGCUGCAUGUGGAUAACUGACACUUAAAACAGCCGUCACCCGUGUGCGUGUUUGUGUGUGUGAGUGCAUGAAAGAGCCGAGCGUUGUGUGGCCUGCACACGCUCUCCGCUGAAGGAAAAAGAAAGGGAAACACACAAUGGAGGUGUCCACAAAACAUCAGGGCAGUAGGAAGAAAGACGGUGCGCAGAAAGAGCACCGAGAAAACAUUCUGAACCAGAAUGACGAGUCAAAUGAUAAAACCACCCACGGAUGGAUUUUAUAAUUCCUCCUCGACGUGGGCGGAUAGUAAGGAGAGGAUUUCCAAUCCCGCGGUGUUCUUUCUGGCAGAGGGAGACUGAAUGUGGCAGCUUGGAGAGAUGAUGUGACGGUUUAUAACGCUAUAGAAAUCACGUCCGAAAGCUGAAGGAGGGAGGGUUUAUUAGAGCUGUUCCUUACCUCAAGUUUUCUUAGUAUGUGGAAAUGGUAAACCUUUAAACUUAAAAUUGUUAUAUGCAAAGAAAUUAGUUUAGAGAGAAAAAAAAGUUACCAAAUUAUUAUUAUUAAUGAUAUUUGUAAUUGUAAUUAUUCUCAUUAUUACUCUUAUAAAACCAUUCUUAUGUUUGAGUCAGCAGCCGCUGCUGUCAUGGAUUCAACAGUGAACCCUGGGGUUAAAAAUCAUUAACAAAGUACAAAUAUGCUGUCAGGUAUAUGAAAACAGCUUAUAUCCGUGCACGGGACUUCACCCGACACUACAAACAUGGCAACACUACACAGAAGAAGAAGGGGGGGGAAAAGGUUCCCGUUUAGUGGAGUUUACACCCAAACUAAACCCUGGGGUUCAAAUAGUGGUUGGUCCUUUUAAUGUAGGAAUAUAUUAUUUGGAUCCCCGCCCCCUCAUAUUCCAUCUUUUGUAGAGUGUCCAGCAAUGGAUGAGUCUUCCUGAAACAUACUUCUGUUGGUAUUGUGUUUAAGAUGCUGCAGCAGCAACUGCUGAGCAAGAGAGAGAGAUUCAGUUAGUGAGUUUGUAGUAAAUAUUUAAAUGCAAAACACAAUUGUGCAUAUUUCUAUUCCAUUGUAUUCUAUAUUUCCAAAAUGUGGCUUUUUUUUUUAUUUUUGGGCUUUUGUUUUUGUUCCAAAGAUUUGUAGAAAGCACAUUUUUCUGCCGUAUGUAUAAAUAUAUUAUCUUUGUUAUUGUUAUUAUCAUAAUCCUACAGCUGUUUUUAUUAUUUACUUUCAUCUUCUGUGUUGUUCCUUGUCCUGUAAGGUGCAAGGACAUUUUCAAGUGACUUUGUUUUUUCUCUUGGGAGUAAAGUUCUUCAGCUGGAAAGCAUAGCUGGUUGGGGACAAACAAAGGUAUGCGUGUCACACCACCAAACUUUUGUCCUUUUGGUUGACUAUUCAGUCAUUUUUUGUUUGUUUGUUUGUUUGUUUGUUUUUGAUUGAUCAUAGGAUCUGCUAGCUUGACAUUUAUCAUAUUUCAAAAUAUACAGUAACACUUUUUUUUGUGUACGUGUGUCCAUGUUUUGCAAGCGACUGAGCUAUUUGGAAUGAGUGAACAUAGGCCUGUAGCACUUGAGUUAAAGCAGUCUUUAUUGUUUUGGUUUGAAAUCUUAAUGAUUCCUUACAUUUCACUGGCUAAAUCUGUCAGCUUGGCUACUCUGGAUUUGUUUGAAAAAAGUGUUAUCGCUCAUACAUGCACAGGUUAAGGUUCCUGGCGAAAAACAAUUUGUCAGCAUUGGGAUAUGAAGUUGUUUUUAUCCAUCUUCAAAGCGACCUUUUGUGUUUUCUGCUUCUCACAAUCAGGAAAACAGGCUUUUCAUUAACAUGCUUUUUUUUCUCCCUUUCUUUUAAAUGUGCUGCUGUUGGAUUUUCUCAAGUCAUUUAGUGUUACUUUAAAAAAAAAUCUCCAUAUUAAUGUAGAAUGUGCUUCAGACACUUUUAAUUUUUCUUUUUUUUAAAAAAAGAAGAAAAAAAAGGCACUAGCCAAAGAUGCUAACAGUACCCAGCAUGUUCUGGCUUGACAUGUGCUACACAAAAUACUCUAAGAUGGACUUUUGGAGCCACUGAAGGCAUGGACAAACCAGCAUGAGCGAUACUUGUCGAGUUAUAUAUAAAAAAAUAGUUUUGCAUGACUCUUGUGUCUUUUCAUAUUUGAUUCCUGAGCAGCAGAGCCCAGCUGCGUUCUUCUUUACCACUAAACUCCAUGACAGGCAGCUAGCGAAUCUAAGCUAGUUAACGCAUCAAAGAGCACAGUGCUGUUUGGCAAAAAGGCCCGGUGACAAACAAAAUGGCUGCCGCACAAAUGACACGUGGCAGCUUCAUUUUUUUUCCUGUCGUGGUUUUCUUGCCAGUGUAUUAUAGUAAACUAUGUGGUCAUCCUUCAUAGUUGCUAUGGUUUCUCAAUGGACAGUCCCCUUUCCUCUGUCAUGUCUGUAUUCCCCCUUGACUGCCAUUAUGUUUUUUUGUUAUUGAAUGUCCAUAUAAAAUGUUUUAUAUAAAAAUGUUUUGUUGUGAUUGAACUUC
Molecule: messenger RNA, 6378 nt
Organism: Haplochromis burtoni (Burton's mouthbrooder)
Lineage: Eukaryota; Metazoa; Chordata; Actinopteri; Cichliformes; Cichlidae
Gene: rbfox2
Product: RNA binding fox-1 homolog 2
Exons: 12
Coding region: 2402-3508 (368 amino acids)
Biological process (GO): nervous system development; regulation of alternative mRNA splicing, via spliceosome
Cellular component (GO): nucleus; cytoplasm
Molecular function (GO): mRNA binding
Source: RefSeq, a predicted model, not a curated record